AUGGCUCAUCCAUCGACCAGCAAAGUGCUGAUAUUUGAUGUGGAAAACAAAGACGAACUGUACACCGCACUGGUCAGCGAGCUGCGGCGGCAUAAUAUCAAAUAUCGCAAGGAUAAAAUAUCGAAAGCGUCCCAGGAUAAAGGAAAAUGCAGACGAAUCUUCAACGCAGCGCUACACGCACAGGAGCUGACGGAUGUGAUUCUGGCAAACGGUGGCAUCGUCCAGAUUCCGCUGUUCGUGUCCAACGCUUGCCAGUUCAUACUGGAAAAGGUCAACAGCGAAGGUCUGUUCCGAAAGACGGGCUCGGCAAAGCGCCAGCGAGAAAUUAAGGCCAGCUUGGAAGCGGGAGAACCGCUGGGACGCUCGUACGAUGUCUUCGAUGUUGCCAAUCUGCUGAAAACGUUCUUUCGGGAUCUGCCAGAACCACUGCUACCCUGUGGCAACAUCCAAGAGGCCCUGCUCCGCUGCCUGAUCGGAGAGCAGAAGGUUCAGAAGCUGCUGAUGACCUGCCUGCUGCUGCCCUCACUGUCGCUUAACACGUUGGCGUUUUUCAUGCAAUUUCUCCACACGGUGUCUCAAAACUCGGCCAAGAACAAAAUGACAAUCAAGAAUCUGGCCAUUCUCAUCACACCGAACUUGAUGCCUUUCGAGCAGGACCAGAAGCGUAUGGCUAGCAAUCAGCAGGUGGUGCAGCUGCUGAUAGAAAACUCGCAGCAAAUCGGACUCAUUCCGGAGGUGAUCUUGCGCCAGCUGAAGGACGACCCGGUGGCGGGGCGCGAUGCGAGCGUCCUGAUGGCUAGCAGUGUGACCGAUCGGAAGAAGAAAAAGCGUAGAAGUGGUUCCUUAACGCGUAUGUUCAAUGGUUUCCGCAAGAUCGUCGGUGCUAUCGGUUCGUCCGAGAAUCUGGACAAAACGGACGAGCUGAGCGAACCGGAUCCGACGGGUGCGGCUGUAAUCAUGGGUACGCCUUGCCUGAGUAAGUCGGCCAAGAAGCGUAAGGUGACGGAUGGAAUACCGUUCAGUGUGAAGAAAAAGAAAGAGGUGACUGCCCUGUUCCCGGAUAGCAAGGACCUGCUACCCUGCACACCGACGGUGGUCAUAAAAGAGGUUAAGAAGAGCAGGCUGAGCCUGGGCGGAGGGAAAAAACCGAGCAAAAUGGUGCAAAGGCUACUACCAUCGGGCUCGAUACCGUCGAUUGCGGAGAACAAACCGAUGGAGCGUCGCUGGAGUGUAGUUGGUGCGCCGUGGGGUCGUAAAAAGCAACAGUCAAACCGUAACAAACAAUCGGCCGGCGAUGAUACGGAAACAACGGAUCGCUCCGGCGCAAAGACUGAGGAUGAAUUUGAACCAGACGACGAAGACAAAACGUUGCUCGGUCGGCGUGGAGCACUCCGUAUGUCGCCCGUCAUUUCGAUGCCAUGUCUGACCGGUGCCGAUGGUUUGUUUAAACUGGGAGCCACCUCACGGCCCACCGAUGAGCACGAUGGAUCGGAAGAUUUUCUCAACAUCCGACGCAGCGAGUAUGAGGCCAUCAAGCAGCGGAUGGAUGUGAUUGAGACGACCAUUUCCCAGGAGUUCCGUAAUCUUGGACGAUGCGACGAGGAAGUGAUGCUGGAGGAUGUGGAGGAUCAGUAUCGCCAAACGCUCGAGCACACGGAGCCGAUCGAGGCCACCUGCUCGUCGACUGAUCAGUUGGCGAAACGAUUGAGCCGCGAACUCAAGAUAAGACCAAAUGGUGAGCACAAGGUCAUACGGUCACCGAGUGCCCGAAAGAUCGGAACGAUACGCCGGCGUAGCCGGGAGGCGGUGCGCUUAUCCCGUAAUCAAUCGUGGCACAUCGGAAACGGUGCAGGCAUGGCUGCACGGGACGGUAAUGCGACGGUUGAUCUUUCCUUUUACCCCAAACCGACGGUGCUGAAGCGUGGUCGACAUCCUCCAGUACCCCUCCAGGAGGGUGAAGUUUCCACUGCACCGAGGGAUGGCUCACCUGCAGCACCGAUGAUGGUGUGCAGACCGCCGCCGAAGCAAAACAAGCUACCGGAACCUUCCCCGACACUGGCCCCGGGAACCAACUUUACCGACGAAGAAAAGGAAGAGAAAUGGAUGAAUGCCGAGAGUUACUUCGAGCACAACAAUGUGACACCGACGGCCACCAUGAUGGACACCACGGUUGAUUUUCUAACGCCGGCCAAGGCACUGUCGCAAGACGAUACAUUCCGGACACCCGAAAAGAGCUCGAGACGAUCAUCGCUGCGGUCAGCUUCGCGCCAGACGUCCUCCGCCUCCUCCUGCUAUGUGACCCGGAUCGAGGUGAACACUCAAAAUCCCGUCAAAACGCCCAUGCUACCUCCGGUUGUUCCACCCCGCCCGGCUAAAACACCGGGUCGAACUCCUCGAUUGCCACCGAGGACACCCAGCAGCUGCACGGCCGGCGGGAUGUCCAGUAUGCUGUUGAAAACGCACAUGACGCCAUUGCAGGAAGCCCAAAGUGGCCGUGCCUCGAUCGCACGCAUUCGCAGUCAAAACGCCGGGAUGGUCGCGGCCAAGGCGAAACUAUUCGAUGGUAUGGUCUCCGGGGACGCGCAGCUGGCAGUUUCCACGAAACGUGCGCCUCCAACGACGGUAAAUAUGGUUAACCGACGACAGAGUGCCAAGUUCCGGGCGGCAACGGUUGCCAUACCCUUGCCCGGGUCACCCGGGUUGGCAGCCUGCGAUACACAGUUGGCGCAGUUGCGCCAGAUACAGAAGCUGCGUUCCGCCUCGGCGCACAGCAAUAAACCGCGUAGUCCGCGCAGCACGACACCACGGAAACGCGCGUUUACAAAAUCCGCACAUCACCAUCACGGUGGUACCGGUGCCAUCAAUCGGCGCGAAAAGCUUCGUCAAAUCGCUAAAGGUCCGCCUGGGGCCGUCGGUGCGGCGGGUGUAUCGGCUAAGGUACUGAAUUCACCGCGCCUCAUGCGCCAGUUGCAGGAGAAUGUGCUGCAGCAGCAGCUACUGAUGGCCAACGGGUGCCACUCUCCGAGCAGUAAGGCCGGUGGUGUGAGCUCCUCAACGACGACGCCCCACAUACGCCAUCAGUUGCUGCGGAACUCGCCACGGCGCAUUCUGGCCGCUACUCCGCACCGUGACAAUCGAAUUGCCGCAGCGACCGUUGGUGAAAGGUUGCGGACACCGAUGAAAGCUACACCACUGUCCCGGUUCUCCAUCGUUCACUCCACCGGUGGUGAUCCGGGUGGUGCCUUUAACGAUGACGGUUCCACCGACGAUCGUACUCCCUCACAGCAGCGUGCAGCAUUCGCUCGACAGGCUCAUCUGCUGCGGCAAACACGCUCUCCAAGUGCCAGUUCCGUAUUACGGACCUAACAAAUGUGUAGCAAACGUACAAUACUCCACCAAUUACAGCAAUUGGUUCGGGAUGAUAGUGGAUUCUUUUUUAGACACUUUU
Molecule: messenger RNA, 3448 nt
Organism: Anopheles aquasalis
Lineage: Eukaryota; Metazoa; Arthropoda; Insecta; Diptera; Culicidae
Biological process (GO): signal transduction
Molecular function (GO): GTPase activator activity
Source: RefSeq, a predicted model, not a curated record